Molecule: messenger RNA, 1053 nt
Organism: Fonsecaea nubica
Lineage: Eukaryota; Fungi; Ascomycota; Eurotiomycetes; Chaetothyriales; Herpotrichiellaceae
Exons: 2
Coding region: 1-1053 (350 amino acids)
Biological process (GO): coenzyme A metabolic process
Molecular function (GO): hydroxymethylglutaryl-CoA reductase (NADPH) activity
Source: RefSeq, a predicted model, not a curated record
AUGAGUAUUCCUAGCUAUCGAACGAAUAUCUCCGAUAGUCAAUUGGUUCCAUUUUCCGUUCCGCAGACAGGAUUGAUACCCGGGGCCAUUGUCAAGGUAGCAGGCGAAGUCGAUGUGAUUGAGAUAUUGGCCAACAGAGAUGAGAAUGAGGCGAUCGAAGCUGUCAGGAAGACUGCAAUUGCGACCGCUAUAGCGAAUGGGGCAGACGAACAGGAUGUCAAGAUCGUCAAGAUCAAGAAGAUCCCGCUUCAGUAUGUGACCAACAAAGCCACGAGGUUUGCCAUGAAAGCCGUCGGAAGUCUUCGGGCCAGGGACGAUGCCGUUCAGAAUGGCUUCGCUAACGGAACAAUCGCCCAAGCGCAGGAAGUGGAUGAUGACACGACGCAAGAGGCGACGGAAACCCGAGGCGACAGACACGCAGAGCUGCCCGACUUCGAAAGCACCGUGAGCGAGUACCAGAUCCUGACGGAUUCGGAGAGCUCGACUCGCCGAAUAGCGAAGUCUCAGAAGAUGAUUCCCCCGAAGGAGGUAGGAGCUCAAGCUCGCACAGUCGUGAUCCUUUCGUGGUCUUGCUCAACAUGCCCCUGCCUGGUGCGCCGCGUGUAUCAAAACGUGGGUAUGAUCAAUUAUGUUUUCUUGAUGCCUGCACGGCACGUCCAUCAUUUCGGUGCGCCACACCAAGGCCCUGGCCCUUUGAAGGGACCAAAUCCUGGGGUGUUGUCUUGGGCUAAAAGCUCCCCAGCUGGCUUCUUGGUCGCUGGCUUCUUGGUCACGAUGGCCAAGGCCAAGGACUUCAUGAUUGGCCAAGCUGUGAAGACCCGUCGAGGGCACCGCAUGAUCUCUCGAGAGGCUUCCAGAAUCGUUGCAGCUGGAGUUCUCGCGGGAGAGCUCAGUCUCUGUAGCGCCUUCGCGGCCGGCCAUCUGGUCAUGGCACACGUGGCACACAACCGCAGGACGCGAUCGACGUGUUCAAGCGGUCGCUCAGCAUCAUCAGUGAAUACGCACCGGCAGACCCUCAAGCAUCUCAACCGGCCCAUCCGCGCCGCCUCGUAG